Messenger RNA from Carassius auratus (goldfish), 884 nucleotides. Its product is annotated as POU domain, class 2, transcription factor 1-like. The record is from RefSeq and is a predicted model, not a curated record. The transcript has 9 exons. Gene Ontology annotation, biological process: regulation of transcription by RNA polymerase II. Gene Ontology annotation, molecular function: RNA polymerase II cis-regulatory region sequence-specific DNA binding; DNA-binding transcription factor activity, RNA polymerase II-specific. Bases 84 to 884 code for a protein of 266 amino acids. Lineage: Eukaryota; Metazoa; Chordata; Actinopteri; Cypriniformes; Cyprinidae.
GGCUCAGAUGCUGUGUGACUGUGAGUGAGUGCAUCGGUGAGCCUCUGUAUUGUGUUUUGAGGAUUUGGGCUUAAAUAUUCAAAAUGGCGGACGGAGGAGCAGCGAGUCAAGAUGAGAGUUCAGGACCAGAUUCUAAAAUGAGUAAUCCAUCGGAAACAAGUAAAUGUGCAAUGGAGAGCGGGGAUGAAAACACUGGUGCCCAAACAAAUGGACUGGACUUUCACAGGCAGACUGUGCAAACAACAAACGCAAUCACCAACGCACACGCACAGGCCUUGCUCCAACAGUUGACUUUGACUCCGGCGCAGCAGCAGUUAUUGCUGCAGCAGGCUCAGGCUCAGCUCUUAGCAGCAGCGGUGCAGCAUUCAGCCGGCCAGCAGAGCAGCACUACAGGAGCCAGCAUCUCUGCCUCCGCUGCCACCCCCAUCACCCAGAUCCCCCUCUCUCAACCCAUCCAGAUCACACCUCAGUUACAGCAGCUGCAACAGCAGAGAACCUCAACCUGCAGCAGUUUGUGCUGGUCCAGCCGGUUUCAUCAUCUCGCAGACACCACAGGGUCAGCAGAGUCUCCUACAGGCCCAGAACCUUCUAACUCAACUACCUCAAAGCCAAGCCAACCUCCUGCAGACCCAGCCAAGCAUCACACUUGCCACACAGCCUGCUACACCACACGCACGAUAGCAGCGACCCCCAUCCAAUCCCUUCCUCACAGCCAGACGACACCAAAGCACAUCGACACACCCAGCCUGGAGGAGCCCAGCGACUUGGAGGAGCUAGAGCAGUUUGCCAAGACCUUCAAACAGAGACGCAUCAAACUGGGCUUCACGCAGGUCAUCACCGAAUGUGAAUUAUAUCCAUCUGAGACUCAGAAGGUGACUUUGUAA